AUGUUGCAGGAAGAAGAAAAAAUUAUUGCGGAAUGGAAACCGGUGCCUUUGGUACCUGAAACACCUCCAGAUCAUCCUGCUCUCCAGACACACUAUUUUGAUGGGAAGGUAUGCAAAUACACUGUAUAUGAUGGGGUAAAGUACUUCAAUUUGGCCACAACGAAUUUUUUGGGACUGAUUGAUGAAGCAUCUAUUGAGAAAGCAGCAAAGGACGCGAUUGCGAAGUACGGUGUUGGUUCUUGCGGGCCACGAAGUUUUUAUGGUACCGUAGAUAUACAUCUUAUGCUGGAAAAACAAAUCGCUGAUUUCUUGGGAUGUGAAGAAUCCGUCCUGUACAGUUAUGGCUUCUCUACGGUUGCCAGUGCAAUACCUUCAUACGCCAAAAAGGGUGAUGUCGUGUUUGCUGAUAAAGGUGAUUCAGUUUUACCUCAGAUUUAA
Messenger RNA from Gongylonema pulchrum, 438 nucleotides. The record is from the annotation of a GenBank genome assembly. NCBI's taxonomy places the organism in Eukaryota, Metazoa, Nematoda, Chromadorea, Rhabditida, Gongylonematidae.